UACUGUGCAAGUCUCUCAAAGUCGUUGUGAACUAACCCACGGUCAUCGACUUGCCUGUGGUUGAUCCUUGGUCUACUAAGCCGGACACGGACCAUGUCUACUACGCUUACGUAACGAAGAUUUUUCUGCCAGAGCAAGCUCAUGGCAAGAUCAACCUCAAGGCCAGGGACGAAGCUCACCACUUUCGACAGACAUUGAUCGCGAAAUCCCCGUCGACUCAAUUCGCGCCCCUCCACCCGAAAAUGCAUCAAUCGGCGCUGCGAUCGGCGAGAAGCCGCCUCAAACCCGACGUGGUCGCAAUCAAGACCUGUAUCCGAACCUUUUCCACGACGCAAUUGCGUCCCGCGGACGAAUCUUCUUCAUCAAACUCGAACAGAAACGACAAUGGCGACAAAUCUUCCUCCCGAGCCUACAACAGGCCUCAAUUGACCGGACGAGAGCGCUCCCGCGCCGCGGCUAGCGAGAUUGGACAGCUUCUGCGUGGUGGACCUGUGAAUAAUGCUGCUGGUGCUGGUGCUGGUGCUUCUCAGCCCAGGGGUCUCGAUGAGAAGCCUAGGGGCCUUGCUGAGAGGCCUCGGCUUGGUGGCCUUGAUGGACCUUCUGGAUCUGGCGGUGCGGUCAAGUUCGUCAAGGCGCCUGUCGGAUUCGGACGUGGUCGCGGUGGUCCUGGCGCGGGCUUCGGUGCUCGUGGAGGACGUGGAGAUUUCGCUGGCCGUGGAGGGUUCGCCGGCCGUGGAGGAGGCGAGGGAGGUGGUGGUUUCAGAGGACGCGGAGGUGGCGGCGGCUUCAGGGGUCGUGGUGCCGGUCGCGGCGGAGCCGGCCGCGGUGGUCGUGGAGGCCGUGGAGGUCGCGGCGGAGGCCGGGGCGGACGCAAGGGCGUAGAAGACGGCGAGAACCGCCCGAAGCCUACUGGGCAGGGCCCUGAGGGCUGGAAGGGCAAAAUCGAAAAGUUCUGGCGGCCCGAGACGGCCGAGGAGCGCGCGUACAUUUCGAAGCGCAACGGCGCGCCCGAGCAGUACACCCCGAGCCUCAGCGUCGGCGACCUGCUGGGCUUCAGGCCCGCCAUGCCUCUCUCGUCGGCGGCGCAGCCCGUCGUGCAGGCGGCGACGGUGUUGAGCUCGCUGCGGGAGGUCGCCGGCGCGGCGGAUUACACGCCCGAGCGGUGGAGCGACGUGCGGCACACGGCCGAGGCGCUGGCUAACACGCGGGACCGGGGCGUGUACUUCUUCGCCGACGGCGCGGAGAAGAAGGCGUUUGUCGAGGCGCGCGAGGAGAGGACGGGCGAGAAAGCGGCGGCGGAGGAGAAGCCCGAUGCUAUUGCGGGCGUCGUCGACGACGAUGUCCACGUUCACGCCGUGCGGGAGGUGAAGCUCGAGGAGGGCGCGAGCAAGGCCGUGAGGGACUAUAUCCUCGAGCGGGCCGUCAAGGGCCAGCACGUUGGUCCCAAGUUCGUGCCUGGCGGCAGCCGGGAUCCGGUUAACAUGGCUAAAGAGUCGCAUCUGCACAACGAGACGUAUGUGGCGGGGGAUAUGAAGAAGUUUGACGACAAGAUUGCAGCUCUUGUUGCUAAGAAGGGUGCUGCUGGUGCCGCCAAGGGAGGCAAAGCUGCGAGGGCUUAAAAGAGCAGCUUGCGUCUUCCAAGAGAUUGUAAUAUCAGCAAGGACGGUAGAAAGUACGGGAAGAAGAGUGAAGACGAAAAUUCAGACGGGGGUUCAUUGUAGGAUUAUAAACAUGGGAGGUUUGGUACAGCCAAAAAAAAUACAUAUUGUACAACU
This is a messenger RNA of Colletotrichum acutatum, 1775 nucleotides long. RefSeq lists its product as uncharacterized. The record is from RefSeq and is a predicted model, not a curated record. NCBI's taxonomy places the organism in Eukaryota, Fungi, Ascomycota, Sordariomycetes, Glomerellales, Glomerellaceae. Bases 243 to 1619 code for a protein of 458 amino acids. The transcript has a single exon.